AUGAGCGACAUGGACGUCGAGAUGACCGAAGCAAAAGAUUUGGCGGCUGUCAGUGACGACGACCAGCCCGCCAACGAUGAUGUCAAGAUGGUGGAUACAUCGAGCGAUACGGAAGCUCCGAACCAAGAAAUCGUGGACUUUGAGAAACUACAUGCAUUGUUGGGACCGAUAAAGAGCGCUGGUGAUUUGAUUCAGGGCAAGCAUGUGAUGCUCCUGAUUGGAUUGACCGGAGCAGGAAAGACGACUACCACUUUGUAUUUGGCUGGAGCAACAUUCGAAGAAGAGGAUGUUGACGGAUACAGCCACUACAAGCCAAAAGAGCUACCCAACCCUGACUUGUUGCAAUUCGCGGUGUCGGGAGGGGCAACUUCCGUGACCAAGUCGAUCCAUGCCACGACGAUCGAACUAGAGGGCGAAGAUGGCGCCAAGCAACCCAUUACCAUUUGUGACACGCCCGGCUUUGGAGACACAAAGGGGCCCGAGAUGGAGAUUGCCAACAACUUGGGCAUUAUUCAUGCUCUCAAACGAGCUGCUUCGAUCAAAGUUGUCGUGGUUUUGGAUCACCGAACCAUGGACGGAGCACGUUGGCAACCACUCCGACAGAAUCUCUCCACCGUGGUCGCAAUGAUGGGGAGAGACAAACCCAUUGACUUUUCAACUUUCGGUUACGUCUUUACUCGAUGCGAAGGCAGGAGCAAGAAACGUAUUCACAAGCAGCUUGCGGGGUUUCAGAAGACCUUGCGAAAAGAUCCAGCCGGAAUUCUAGGCGGCAAUGUCGGGGACAAGGACAUUUUGGAUGCGAUGCUGACGGAUAUGAUUUCCAAAACACAACCUGGGGAUGCCAUUUGCAUUGAUCCAGAGGAAUCAGACGAUGCCGCCGACACAUUGAAAAGCCUUUGGAGCGGAGGCAGGCUCGAGAAUCCAGCAGAAGCGUUUGUCAACUUUUGCUCCAAGCAAUCCAUGGCCGCCUUGAUGCUUCAAUUCAAGGCAACAGUCGACACGUUGGAGAAUUCCCUGCGAGAUGUGGAUCUCAAGACGGCAGAGGUUUUCCUUCACCAGAUGACUCGCAUGGCUGAAGCCUUAUCAUUGUCAGCCGUCGACGAAGCGGUCGAACAAGGAACCCAAAGGGUAAAGAGCUUCGUGGAGCAGCUUCAGUCAGAGAUUGAAUCCUUGACGCAGCAAAUGGCCGCUCAGGGUAUCCCUCUUGCAGAGUUCGAGCGGGUAGCAAGGGCUAUUCCGCCAAAGCUCACUUUGAUGCAGCAGACGCGGGAGCUGUGCAACGUAUCCGGAUUGGCUUUUGAUUGCAACUCCAUUUUGGCGCCUACCCUCGACAAGCUCUUCUCAAUUGCUCGGAACCCCAUCAAAGAAAUCAGGGCCAACCCCACGGACGUCAUACCGAACCAAGACGUGCUCCAAGGUGCGAUUCUUCGGCUUUCUUGUUUGGUAGCGAACUUCCACGGCCUUGCAGGGAGGGAGCGAAUUCAAAACGAGUGCUCCACAUUGACAGAGAGUGUUAGUGACAUGAUCAAGCCAGUCCUCACCUUGGCCACGUCUGCGCUCGUGGAGGAACCGCCAACAAGUGACGCUCUAAAUGGCUCCAUCGACGAAUUGGUGUUUCUAUUAGGCAUGAAGGAGUUUCUUGACGCUAACAAGACGUCCUUCCUUGAUCAAGAAGAAACGACUCCAAUUAGGUGGCUAAGCGCUGGGUUGGAUGAUCUUAGUGAGAGUCUGUCCAAGCAGAGCGUGGACUGUGUUAGCCAGCUAUCUCAAGUGCACAGUGCAUUGCAAGAACUCUUGCAAGACACUGACUCGUGGAGUUGUGCCUCUUUGCUAGUCCUCAAGGAGGCCGCCGAGUACUGCGAGAGUCGAGCCUUCUUGCUUGCCCUGUCCUCGUCUUCCCGUGUUUCUACCAUGGUGCCUGAGGAUGAUGAUGAGCCCAAGCAUGAUGCAAAACACGUGGUCAAGAGGUUUGAUGAGAAAGUGAUCAAGUAUUUAUCGAAGGUUGCUGAAUUUGUCCAAUGCGGGUCAAAGCAACUGAUCGAUGACAAUGCAAAGGAUGCAGCUACCCGCCUCAAGGAAGCCAAGGAGCUCGUAGUAUUCGCAGCUACGGUUGGAAAUUCCUGCGAAAAAUUGGCAGAACUGGAUGCAUCCUUGAUUCGAGAAGUGGAGAAGGAGCUCUUUGGGGCUCAGAAAGAGUUGAAGCUUUUUAUUGAAGAGUCCAAGAAGAGUCCAGGCCAUGGCAUUCGUCGUCCAAAACUGUUAGAGCCAACUUCACAAGAACUUGCUCGGGCAACCAGUGCCAUGGCCAAGAAAGGUUUGAAAAGUUGGUAUGAAAAGUGUAAGGAUUUACGAGCCUACAAGAUCAAGCAUGGACACUGCAACGUGCCAACAAAGCAUCCAAGGCUUGGAAUUUGGGUCCAACAACAACGGGUUGAAAAGAAGAAAUACGAAAGGGGCCUGAAGACCUCGAUGACAGACGAGAAACUGGAACAUUUGUCUGCCUUGGAGUUUAAGUGGCAGGUCAAGGCUGACCACGGAGAUGCCUGGAACUGUCAGUUUGAAGCUCUCAAGAAAUUCAAGGAGGAACAUGGCCACUGCCGAGUACCCUGGAAAACUCCCAAACUUGGCAAAUGGGUUUCUGAUCAAAGAAGUCAGUAUCGAGCCAUGUGUGCCGGGCGGAGUGAGUGGAACGGGGGGCGGCCAAUUACCAUGAAGAACGAGCAGGUUGCAAAAUUGAAGGCAAUAGGUGCACUUGAUGGCGUUGCAUGA
This is a messenger RNA of Seminavis robusta, 2769 nucleotides long. The record is from the annotation of a GenBank genome assembly. NCBI's taxonomy places the organism in Eukaryota, Bacillariophyta, Bacillariophyceae, Naviculales, Naviculaceae.